CUCCCUCCUCCUCCUCCUCGCACCGGAAGCGGCGGCCCGUUGCUAGGGUGAAAGGUCGAGGGCGCCCGCGGAGCAGCGAUGGAGGGCGGCAGCCAAGAGGUGGAACAAUUGCGGCAUGUGGAGAAGGAUGUUCUUAUCCCCAAAAUGGUACGGGAGAAGGCCAAAGAACUUUGUUCAGAUAAAGUGGAAGAUUUUACCAAGUGCUGCCAGGAAAAUGGAUUUUUUAUGGUUGUAAAAUGCCGACAAGAAAAUGCUGCACUAAAAGAAUGUCUAACUGGCCAUUAUAAAGAUUCGACUUUAUAUGAGGAAUGUAAACAAGAAUAUCUGAAAGAAAGAGAAGAAUACCAAAGAACUGGCAUUCCUUCUAAGAAAAGACAACAGAAAGUGCCGAGCAGCAUGUAGCUGAACACUGAGUCUCAAGUCCAUGCCACUUCACAAAAUCAAGAACUGACAGAGGGAACACAUCCACAAAACUCGCUAAUUGUAAGCUGGAUUGAUCCAUCAUUCGUCAUGUUUGAACUGCAGAUUUUUCUAAAUUUUGAAAUGGGACUUCCAGAUUUUAUGGAGUGCAGUGUGAAGAUCUUUCACAUUCACUUUGUUCUUUUGCACACAGACUGCCCUGAUAAUAGAAUUAAUAGUGUAAUUCUUUCAGUUAAAAGUCCAAAUGUAUUAAUCAGUGGAUUAUAUCUCAAAUAAUCUAAUCAGCUAUAAUUUUUUUUUGAAAUUCUGAAUUUGGAUGUAUCAGAUAAAUAUCGUUGGCUCUAUUUGCAUUGUAAGUUGAUACUAAGGCCAUUAUGAGUACAGAAGAUACACUUUGAGAAUAAACUGGCUUUUGCUUUUGUGUUUUUCCAGAACAGUUUUGAUUUUAGAGUUCUGUUUAACUUUCAAUUUUUUCUUCACUUACCUAAGUUUCAACAAAAGGUUCCAAGAUCCCCUGAAUUAGCCACACAUUGGUCACCAAUCACAGGAGAGUCAGCUUGUGAAUGUGCUUGCAAAACACCACAUUCAGAUCAAGUCAAUGCACAACGGAUCAGAGCAGCAACAAAUGAUUACCAAGUCUUCUUCUGACAUGCUAUUAUGAAUAGAAGACCCAGACUAAUGUUUUAAUAUAUUUGUUUUACCUGCCUAGUGAUAUCUGAGUGGGAGUAAAAGGUCAAUAAUGUGCAUGGCAGUUCAGGCCAAAGGCAGAUUACUGGAUGUAUACACAGGAUGUACAAAUAAAAUAAUCAAUGCAAUCCAA
Messenger RNA from Pristis pectinata (smalltooth sawfish), 1240 nucleotides. RefSeq names its product C-x(9)-C motif containing 1 (gene cmc1). NCBI's taxonomy places the organism in Eukaryota, Metazoa, Chordata, Chondrichthyes, Rhinopristiformes, Pristidae. The transcript is spliced from 4 exons. Bases 79 to 402 code for a protein of 107 amino acids. The record is from RefSeq and is a predicted model, not a curated record. Gene Ontology annotation, cellular component: mitochondrion.